Molecule: messenger RNA, 1398 nt
Organism: Mesorhabditis belari
Lineage: Eukaryota; Metazoa; Nematoda; Chromadorea; Rhabditida; Rhabditidae
Source: the annotation of a GenBank genome assembly
AUGGCUGCACAAGAGAUUCGUCGGCAAGAGACUCGGCAAGAGACUCGACAAACCGACACGAUGCGCUCGAAAAAGAGCGAAUCGUUUAUGGACAAGCUUUCGGGAACUUUGUCACGAAAGAAAAAAGAUGGAAAAGAGGCGGGAGAUGCGCCGGGGAAACCACAAGAUCCACAAGAACAAGAAGGGAAAGAAGUUAACCAGCUUGAUCACGAUGGACGUGAGGCGCUCGACUACGCGUUGAUUCCAGCCGUUUCGAAGAAGAUUGAGAUUGCUGAAGGAACUGAGCGUCGCUUCUUGACGAGAGAAUCCAGCGACGAUCCUCGGGUUCACGAGGUCGUUCGUCUGCUUCUUGGUUGGAUCAAUGACGAGGUGGCUGAGGAGAGAAUUGUUGUGAAGAACAUUCAAGAUGAUCUCUAUGACGGUCAAGUCUUGCAAAAGCUUAUUGAGAAGCUCGCUGGGAUUCGGAUCGAAGUGCCUGAGGUUUCUCAAUCCGAGGAGGGACAACGACAGAAAUUGGACAUUGUUGUCUCGACAGCGAAUCGAAUUUUAACCCCCGGACAGUAUGAAAACGCUCAAUGGACUCCUGAAAUGAUUCAUCAAAAGGACAUCGUGGCAAUCAUUCAACUCUUGGUUUCAUUGGCUGUUCAUUUCCGAGCACCCGUUCGUUUCCCAGAGCACGUCAAUGCUCAGAUCCUGCUCGCUCGCAAGGAAAAUGGUCAGGUGAAAACGCGUUACGCAACGGAGAUUCUCACCGAGAAACAAGAAGAACUUUGCCCAAAGGGUGAACGAGACGCUUUUGAUACUCUUUUCGACUACGGACCGGACAAAUUGGCUCACGUCAAGGGAUCUCUAUUGGCUUUUUGCAAUAAACAUCUUAACAAAAUCAAUUUGGAGGUUUCCAACAUUGAAACUCAAUUUCAAGAUGGGGUUUUCCUCGUUUUAAUGAUGGGACUCUUAGAGGGAUAUUUUGUUCCAUUGCAUCAUUUCCAUUUACAGGUGUCCACUCAUGAGGAGAAAAUGAAAAACGUGCAAUUCGCCUAUCAAUUGAUGGAACAAGUCGGAAUCAAGCCGAGAUCUCGGGUUGCUGACAUCGCAAACGGUGAUAACGCAUCGAAAAAAGAUAAGGCUUUCAAUGAGCAUGAGGCGGCCAUACGUGUUUUCCAACGAGCUGGUAUAUACGAGGCGUAUGCUCAAACAGCAAUCACUGUAGGUGAGGUUAAUCAAAUUGACCAAGAGCGAACCGAACUUCAUCGAGACGAAACAGAAAUGGUUCUCCUGCCCGGAGCCGAACAUUUCGACAUUGAGCUUUGGGAGCAAACGGGAACUCUCGAUGGCCCGGCGAGGACGAGUUUUCAAGAGACCAGUUCACAAACAGAUCCACAACCAAGCAGCUCAUGC